GCGUAAUAAUUAUUAUUAUUGUUGUUGCUGUGCUUGUGCUUUGUGUGUGGUUCUCCGGUCUGAUCUGUGGUGUUGUUGUUUCAUGAUGCACUACAGCCUUACAGGCUACAGUGUAGAUCUAUUGUUUCGUCUAGACGUGAAGUGUACGACUGCCAACUAACGACAGUUACUUACGUAACCGUUUACGGUUACUUCUCAAGUCUUCUGCAGCUAGCUAGCCGAGAACGAAGCGGUGCGCCAACGACGACUAUGACUGCAUGCCAGCAACGAGAGAGCUUGAAAACUCAGGGCCCUAGCCUAGGCUAUGCUUGUUUGCCUAGCUCAUCAUGAAUGUUAUUCGAUCUGAGCAUGCAUUCGCCCGAUACACUUCGCAUACAUACACAUUCUUUGCUUCACGUCAUGAUCGAUAUCUUGCAUGUAUCUUUCUUGCUUGCAUUUGAAACUAUGAAAGCCCUACGUCUACGACAUGACAUGUCCACAGCUGUCUUUGAUGGUAUACGGUACGCGUAUACCGUGGUAUACGGGACAUGUAUAACGUCUUUUGCAUAGCUACGGGAAUAAUAAUUAUUACGGUAUUAUCAGUCCUCAACUUUUGUCAGAGUUUCAGCAAGGGAGCCUGGCCUGGCACGGUUGGUUUGGCUCGUCAAUUUUUUCAAUUUUUUUCAGUUCCUCAACUGAACAGUUGAACGCGAGUCAAGACCGUAUCAAGCGUGCACCACACGUCGUCUGCUGACCGUAUUCAGCACUGGUAAAUAGUCAGUUGGCAGUAACGGACGGUACCAGGAGAAUGACCAGGGUCAUACUGCCCAGCAGGUGGAAGGCGUUCUUCUACGUGGAGAUAUUCCUGGUGGUGAGCUCCGGACUGAGUUGGACGCUCGCACCCGACACGAUGUACACGCUGGUGGGAUACGAGGCGGAAACAGAUGUCUUGAAAAACAUCUCCUGGUCCGUCCGAGCAGAUGAUGACAGCAACCCCUGCAGAUCUCCUGUAACACCUCGCCAUUACGCAGCCAUGACAGCUGGUCAGGUGGUGGGCUUUGCUUACGGCUACACGUUGCUACGCAUCAUGCUUAGCAGUAGCUUGGACUUGGACAUGUUCAGAUUCCUGCUGGAAGCCAUGACGCUAGGUGAUGUAGCACAGGUAGCAAUUUCUGCUCAUCUGCUGAUACGCGGGAUAGCAGUGCAAACCACUAGUGCACUGUGUAGCAAUGCUCUCACACCACUAUGUCAAGCACCCAGCACAGGAGGUCUGGCGCUUGCAGCCGGAUUUGCAACCUUCUUCGGAUUAAUGCGGGCUUACUUCUUGUUCUGCCGGCUCCCCAGCUUGCCAGCACAGACUGAUAAAUCAGACUAGCUGCAGAGAACUUGACACUACCUGAUUGGACAUUCUGUUUGUACUGUUGAAAGUUUACUCAUGAGUUUCCUGUGCAUGAACUCACCGUUUUGGACCAUUAACCUGCGACACUUUUUGCCCAACCAUGGGCCUACAUUGUAUAUUGUACAUUGUAUAUUCUGACCCGUGAAACCCUUACCCAAAGCACUGCACUGAUUAUCCCGGUCGGAUCAACUGGUUUUGCUAGUAUGUGUAUGUGUAGCUGUAAUAAGAAUGUAAUACUUUGAUAUUGAUUUUGAUUGACGUUGAUUUUGUGUUUCUCAUUUUGUUGCAAUCACUACUUCUCCAUGCCGGUUUCUUUUUUUUCUUCUCCUCCCCUUCUCCCUUCCUUGCCGUGGUUGGCUAACACCCUCUCUCUUUGUAUUGGCCGGUGUUCUCACUGUGCUAUGAGAUGCUGUAAUAAAUAAAUAAUAAAUAAAUAAAUACUGAGUGUUGUCAACGCGUCAAAACCAUUCAUGUUA
Messenger RNA from Sycon ciliatum, 1854 nucleotides. RefSeq lists its product as uncharacterized. Lineage: Eukaryota; Metazoa; Porifera; Calcarea; Leucosolenida; Sycettidae. The record is from RefSeq and is a predicted model, not a curated record. The transcript is spliced from 3 exons. Bases 788 to 1354 code for a protein of 188 amino acids.